Cajanus cajan (pigeon pea) is the source of this 14505-nucleotide messenger RNA. RefSeq names its product A-kinase anchor-like protein. Lineage: Eukaryota; Viridiplantae; Streptophyta; Magnoliopsida; Fabales; Fabaceae. The record is from RefSeq and is a predicted model, not a curated record.
UUCAAAGUAGGAUCCUUAACUCCACAAAUGCCAACCUCAAGGAUGAAUAUUUAUCCUUGCUUCCCCUGCCUGACUAAAACUGUUCGAAUACUAUAGAUUAAUUGAUCACAUAAAGUUGAAUAUUAUAAGAUAGGCAUGUGACUGAUCUAUCAUUAGGACCAUUGCAUUUGUGGGCUACUCUUGAUAUGUAUUACCAUAUUACAAGUGGUACUGUCACUUCUAAGGCACUUUCUUAAUAUUGCUAUCCAAGUAUAUUAAUAAUAUACACAUGCACACACAUAUAUAUACACCAAAUACUGAGGCUCAGUUUCGAUUAUAAUUCACUAAGCUCUGGCAGGCUGAGCAAACAGAAUUAAGCUAGAAAUCUAAGCUUGAAUUCACCAAUAUUCUUUAUGCAAUUUCAUCUUCUACCGAGUUGGUCAGGCGUACAUGGAAGCUGAAACCAAUUCUCCAGAAAAUGCAUCUGCUAUGAGUGUCCCGUCGUUUGAGCCAGUUAAAAAUAUUGGAAAUGAAGAAAUAAAUUUUCUACAAGAAAAUAAAAAUGAUGUAAAUACUAAAUAUCUAUUGGUUGAGGAAACAAGGAAAGCAGAUAGUAGCAAGACUGGUGAAAUCUCUGAAACAAUUCCAGCAGAAAUAUGUCAAGAAUCAAGCAAGGGAAUUGGGGAAAGCAAAGAGAAAACUGGUCACCAGCCUGAGGUAUACAGCAUAGAGACAAAUAUCAUAAGGCAUACAGAUUCAGAAGGACUGGUUAAACCGGAAUCAAUACCAAAAUCAAGUGAGCUUGAGGAUGAAUCCACUUCAACAUUUCCUGAAGCGGCAAUAAAACAAGGUGAGAUGGCUGAAAAAAGCUCUGAGAGAGAUACACACGAGGAAGAAGAAUCAACAGCAAUAGAUAAUGACCAGAGCUGUAGACCACAAAGUGAACUUGAGCAAACAAGUACAGAUCUUGAGGCAAUUGAUUUAACCCAACACAUGGGCAAAGACACUGCAAAUAAUGAACAUACUGACCAAUUGGAAGCACCCAGAAUGGAUAAUGUGAUUACAGAGCAUUCCAAUUCAGAAGGAAUGUUGACAAGGGAAAGCAGUAUAAAAUCAAAUCAUGAUGAGGAAGCACUGGAAAAGAUUGCAGAAUCGUACUCUGUUGAUAAUUCAGAAAUAAAAAAUGGUGGAAAAAUCAUGCCAGAGAAUGCAAUAAUAAAAGAACAAGAAAACAACCAAUUGGAAGGAUCAAGCAUGAAGCGUGUGAUUACAAAUUUUGUAACAGAAGGACAUGUGACAUCAGAAAGAACUACAAAAUUAAGUCAUGAUGUGGAUGAACAUAAAACAGUAAAACCACACUCCAUAGAGGAUUUGCAGAAGAAGGAUACAAGUGAAAUCACAUUAGAGGAAACAACAGAUGCCAACCAAUUGACUGAUGCAGAGAUACAAAAAUCAGAAACCAUAGUUGUGUCUGAAGAUAAAGCCCAGCAAACAUUACGCACUGCAAUAUCAGUCAGAAACGAAGCAGUUGAAGAGAGUAGUCAAGAAGAGAUACAUUCAGAAGCAGAAUUAGCAGCGAAAUAUACCAAAGAGAUGCAGAAACCACAAAAUGAAUUCAAUGAGGAAGAGACGAAGCUCGGUGCGGAAAACAAACAGAAACACAAAUCCCAGCCUGCAGCACAGAAUGAGAAGACCGCAUUCAUAAAGCACCCACAUUCAAAUGAAGAGACAGAAGAAAUAAACCCCACUAGAGAAACUGAGGAACAAGAAGUUCUUGCAUCUAAGGCCAACGAGAAACUUGUGACUAUGGAUGAUGGGAAAUUCAAUCAAGAUGAAGCAAAACAAAUUGAAGAUCCACCAAUAUCAAACACUGCAAUAGAAUGUCUACCAGAGGAAGAAGUCAAACCAAAAUUCAUUCCGGCAAUUAUCCAGUGUGCCACAGAACAACUCAAACAGCAACAUAAACUUGACGAUAAUGACCCAGAAGUUAUUGAAAACGACAAGACCUGCAUACCAGAAAAUGAACUUGACAAAAUGCCCACUAUUGUUGAGCAUAUAUUCAAUCAGGAACCUAAUCAACCUGAAACCGAGGCCAACGUCAGCAUAACAAAAGACAAACAAGCUGACAAACAAUCAGAAGAACAUAUUACAUCAAAAAGUUGCACAAAAUUAAGUUAUGAUAUGGAUGAACAGAAGAAAGAAGAACUGCACUCAAUAGAGAAUUUAGAGAACAAGGAUACAAGGGAAAUCAAAUUAGAGACAACAACAGAUGUCAAACAAUUGAUUGAUUUAGUGACACAAAAAUCAGAAAUUGAAGGUGUGCCUGAAGAUGAAGCCCUGCAAUCAUUACCCACUAUAAAGUCAGUUGGAAAUGAAGCAGUUGAUGAGUGUAGUCCAGAAGAAAUACCGCCAGAAACUGAAUUAGUAGUGACAUCCAAAGUGGUGCAGACACCACAAUAUGAAUUUGAUCUGAAAAAGGAAAUUCCCGAGGAAGAGAUGGACCUUAAUUCGGAAAACAAACAAAAAUCAGAAUCUCAGUCUGCAAUGCAAAACAAGGAGAUCACAUUAACAGAGCUACCACAUUCAAAUGAAGUGACGACAGAAAUAAACCUCAUUAAUUGUGCAAAGGAACAAGAAGUUUCAGGAUCUGAUGCUAAGGAGAUAUUAGUGAUCAAGGAUGAUGAGAAAUUCAUUAAAGAGGAAGCAAAAUGGAACGAAGACCCAAGAAAAACACAAUUACCAAACACUACAACAGAAAUUGUCCAACAUGACAAUAUAUCCGAGACGAUUGAAAAUGAUAAGAACUGCAUCCUAGAAAAUGAACUUCAGAAAAUGUCAACUAUUCUUGAGGAACUUGAUCAACCUGGAUCUGAGGCCAAAGUUGGCAUAGUAAAAGAAGAACAAGCAGACAACCAUUUGGAAGGACGUGUGAACCAAGAAAGCAGUACAAAAUUAAGUUAUGAUGUGGAUGAACACAAUAAAGUAGAUCCACACUCGGAGAAUUUAGAGAACAAGGAUGUAAACAAAAUCACAUUAGAGGAACAUACAGAUGCGAAAAAGUUGACUAUUGUGGGAAUAGAAAAAUCUGAAACUAAAGGUGUGCUUCAAUAUGAAGCCCUGCAAUCAUUAUUGAUUGCAGUGACAGUCAAAAACGAAGCAGUUGAUCAGAGUAGUCAAGAAGAGAUACAGCCAGAAACUGAACUGGCAGUGGCAUCCAAAGAGGGAGAGUCGGAGCUCAAUGUGGAAAAUGAACAAAAAAUAGAAUCCCAGCCUGCAAAACCGAAAGAGGAGAUCACAUUCACUGAGCAAAAGCAUUCGGAUGAAGUGACAACAGAAAUAAGCACUAAUGAUACCAUGGAACAAGAAGUUCUAGCAUCUGAUGCCAAGGAGAAUCCAGUGAUAGAGGAGGAUGAUGGAAAAUCCGAUCGAAAGGAAGCAAAAUGGAUUGAAAACCCAAUAAUAGCACAGUUACCAAACACUGCAACCGAAAGUCUACUAGAGAAAGAUGUCAAGCCAAAAUUGUCAAUUCCUACAAAUGUCCAAUGUGACACAAUCCAACUCUCCCAGCAACAACAUGAAGACAUUGAAUUAGAAGCAUUUGAAAAUGACAAGAGCUACAUACCAGAAAAUGAAACUGAUAGAAUGUCAACUGUUGUUGAGGAACCUAAUCAACCUGAAACCAAGGCCAAUGUCAACAUAGUAAAAGAACAAGUAGAUAGCCAAUUGCAAGGACAUGUGACUGAAGAAAGCAGCACAAAAUUAAGAUAUGAUGCGGAUGCACAAAAGACACUUGAACUACACUCCACAGAGAAUUUAAAGGAUGCAAGUGAAAUCACAUUGGCAGAAGCAACAGAUGCUAAACAGUUGACUAAUAUGGAAAUACAAAAACCAAAAAUUGAAGUGUCAGUUGAAAAUGAAGGAGUUGAUGAGAGCAAUCAAGAAGAGAUACAGCCAGAAGCUGAACUGGCAGUAAUAUUUAAAGGAGUGCAGGCACCACAAUAUGAAUUCAAUGUCAAAAAGGAAAUUUCAGAGGGAGAGAUGGAGAUUAAUGUGGAACCACGUUCAGAAUCAGAUGAAGUGCCUACAGAAAUAAACCUCACUCAUGAUACAGAGGAACAAGAAGUUCCAGCAUCACAUGCCAAGGAGAAGCUAGUGAUCAAAGAUUAUAAGAAAUCCAAUCAAGAGGAAGAAAAAUGGAUUGAAGACCCAACAAAAUCACAGUUACCGAACUCUCCAAUAGAAAGUCUAGAAGAGGAAGAAGACCAGCCAAAAGUGCAUAUUCCUGGAGCUGUCCAAUGUGACACAAACCAAUUCUCAGUCCAACAAAAAGUCAACGAGGAUGAAUAUCAAGCAAUUGAAAAUGAUAAGAGUUGCACAUCAGAAAAUGAAUUUGACAUAAAGUCCACCAUUGUUGAGGAAACAGAUCAACCAGAAUCUGAGGCAAAUGUCAGUGUAGUAAAAGAACUAGCAGACAACCAAUCAAAAGAACAUGUGACUUCAGAAAGCAGUACAAAAUUAAAUUAUGAAGUGGAUGAGCAAAGGACAAUAGAAUCACACUCCAUAGAGAAUUUAGAGAACAAAGAUGCAAGUGAAAUCAAAUUAGAGGAAGCAACGGAUGCCAAACAAUUGACUGAUAUGGAGAUACAAAAAUCAGAAUCCGAAGGUAAUCCUGAAGUGGAAGCCCUGCAAUCAUUGCCGACUGUAGUGUCAGUCAGGAAUGAAGCACAUAAUGAGAGUAGUCAAGAUGAGAUACAGCCCAAUGAGGUACAGACCCCACAAUAUGAAAUCGAUGCCAAAAUGGAGGUUCCUGAGGUACAGGGAGAGAUAAAGCUAGGUGCGAAAAAUGAACAGAAAUCAAAUUCUCUUCCUAAAGCACAGAACAAGGAAAUCACAACCACUGAACAACCGCAUUUAGAUAAAGUGACAGCAGAAACAAACCUCGCUAUUGAUACAAUGGAACAAGACGUUCCAAAGUCUGAUGCCAAGGAGAAAUUAGUGAUCAAGGAUGAUGAGAAAUUUGAUCAAGAGGAUGCAAAAUGGAUUGAAGACCCAACAGAAGCAAAGUUACCAGAUACUGAAUCAGAAAGUCUAGUAGAGGAAGAGGUCCAACCAAAAUUGCCGACUCAUGUAGUUGUUGAACAUGACACGGACCAACUCUCAAUGCAACAAAAGCUUGAUGAUGCUGAAUUCGAAGCGAAUGAAAAUGACAAUAGUUGCAUACCAGAAAACGAAUUUGACAUAAUGUCUAACGUUGUUGAGGAACCAGAUCAACCUCAAUCUAUGUCCAACUUCAACAUAGUAAAAGAAGAACAAGCAGAUAACCAAUCAGAAAGACAUGUGACAUCAGAAAGCAGUACAAGAUUAAUGUAUAAUGUGAAUGAACAAAAGACAGAAGAAUCUCACUCGGUAGAGAAUUUAGGGAACAAAGAUGCAAGUGAAAUAACAUUGGAGGGAACCAUAGAUGCCAAACAGUUGACUGGUGUGGAGACACAAAUAUCAGAAACCGAAGGUGUUCCUCAAAAUGAAGCCCUGCAAUCAUUACCUGCCACAGUGUCAGUCAGAAAUGAAGCCCUCAAUGAGAGUAGUCAAGACAAGAUACAGCUGGAAGCUGAAUUGGUGUUGACAUCCAAAAAAAUGCAGACACCACAAUAUGAAUUUGAUGCAAAAAAGGAGAUUCUAGAGAUGGAGCUCAGUGCGGAAAAUGAACAGAAAUCAGAAUGUCAGCAUGCAGCACAGAACGAGGAGAUCACAUUCACUGAGGAACCACAUUCAGAUGAAGUGAUCGCAAAAAUAAACCUCCCCAACAAUACAAUGAAUCAAGAAGAAGUUCCGACAUCUAUUGCCAAGGAGAAAUUAGUUACAGAAGAUGAUGGGAAAUCUGAUCAAGAAGAAAAAUGGGUUGAAGACCCAACAAAAGCACUAUUUCCAAACCCUGCAAUAGAAAGACUACCAGAAGAAGUCCGGUUUAAAUUUCCAUAUUCUGCUGUUGUCCAACAUGACACAGACAACCUCUCAGAGCAACUCAAAUUUGACGAUGAAUCAGAAGUGAUGGAAAAUGACAACAGCUGCAUACCAGAAAAUGAACUUGAAAUAAUGUCCACUGUUGUUGAGGAACCUGAUCUACCUGAAACAGAGGGCAACAUCAGCACAUUAAAAGAAGAACAAGCAGACAACCAAUCAGAAAGACAUGUGACAGAUAGCAGUACAAAAUUAAGUUAUGAGGAUGAACAGAAAACAGUACAAUCACGCUCUAUAGAGAAUUCAGAGAACAGGGAUGCAACUGAAAUCACAUUAGAGGAAGCAACAGAAGCCAAACAGUUUACUGAUGUGGAAAUAGAAAAACUCGAAACCAAAUUUUACUUGAAAACCAAAGGCAAGAUAAAACGUGUUCCUGAAGAAGAAGCUCAGCAAUCAUUACCCACUGCAGUGUCAAUUGGACAUGAAGCACAUAAUGAGAGUAGUCAAGACGAGAUACAGCUAGAAGCUGAAUUGGAAUCUACAACCAAAGAGGUGCAGCCACCACAAUAUGAAUUCAAUGCCAAAAAGGAGAUUCCUGAGGGAGGGACAGAGCUCAGUGUGAAAAAAGAACAGAAAUCAGAAUCACAGCCUGCAGCACAGAACAAGGAUAUCACAAUCACUGAGGUCCCACAUUCAGAUAAAGUGACCACAGAAAUAAACCCCACUAUUGAUACAAAGGAACAAGAAGUUCCAACUACAUUUGAUCAAGAGGUAGCAAAAUGGAUUGAUGACCCAACAAAAGCACAGUUACCGAACAGUGCAACAGAAUGUCUAUCAGAGGAAGUCCAGCCAAUAUUCUCAAUUCCUGCAGUUGUCCAAUGUGACAACGAAAAACUCUCACAGAAACAAAAUCUUGACAAUGAUGAAUCAGAUGCUAUUGAAAAUGGCAAGAGCCGCAUAUCUGAAAGUGAACUUAAAAGAACAUCCAUUGUUGUUGAGGAGCCUGGUCAACCUGAAUCUGAGACCAACAUUUGCAUAGUAAAAGAACAAGCCAACAACCAAUCAGAAGGACAUGUAGCAGAAAGCAGUACAAGAUUAUAUUACAAUGCGGAUGAAUGGAAGACAGUAGAAUCACACUCCGUAGAGAAUUUAGAGAAAAAAAAUGCAAGUGAAAUCACAUUAGAUGAAGCAACAGAUGCCAAACAGUUGACUGAUGUGGAGAUACAAAAAUCAGAAACCAAAAGUGUGCUUGAAGAUGAUUUACUGCAAUCAUUGCCCACUACAGCAUUGGUUGUAAACAAAGCAGUUGAUGAGAGAAGUCAUGAAGGGAUACAGCCAGAAGCUGAAUUGGAAGAAGUGCAAACACCACAACAUGAAUUUGAUGUCAAAAUGGGGAUUCCUAAGGGAGAAGAGAAACUUAGAGUGGAAAAUGAACAGAAACCAGAAUCCUAUCUUGCAGCACAGAACAUGGAGAUUACAUUAACUAAGCAAACGCAAACAAAUGAAGUGACAGCAGAAACAAACAUCACUAUUGAUAUAGAGGAUCAAGAAGUUCCAAAGUCUGAAGCCAAGAAGAAACUAGUGAUCGAGGAUGAUGGGAAAUUAGAUCAAGAGGAAGAAAAAUUGAUUGAAGACCCAACAAUAGCACAAUUACCAAACACUGCAACAGAAAGUCUACCAGAGGAAGAAGUCCAGCCAAAAUUGUUGAUUCCUGCAGUUGUCGAACAUAACACAGAUCAACUCUCACAGAAACAAAAACUGGACAAUGAUGAAUUAGAAGCGAUUGAAAAUGACAAAAGCAGCAAACCAGAAAAUGAACUUGACAGAAUGUCCACUGUUGUUGAGGAACAAGAUCAAACUGAAACCGAGGCCAACGUCAACAUAGGAAAAGAAGAACAAGCAGACAACCAAUCGCAAGGACAUGUGACACCAAAAUGCAGUGCAAAAUUAAGUUAUGAUGCAGAUGAACAUAAUACAAUAAAACCACACUCCAUAGAAAAUCUUGAGAACAAGGAUGCACAUGAAAUCACAUUUGAAGAAGCAACAGAUGCCAAACAGUUGACUGAUCUGGAGAUACAAAAAUCAGAAAUCGAAGGUGUGCCUGAAGAUGAAGCCAUACAAUCAUUUCCCACCGCUGCAUCAGUCAGAAAUGAAGCAUUUGAUGAGAGUAGUCAAGAAUGGAUACAACCAAAAGCUGAAUUGGUAACAACAUCCAGAGAGGAAGAGACAGAGCUCAGUGAGGAAAAUGAACAGAAAUAUGAAUCCCAGCUUCCAACACAGAACAAGGAGAUCACAUUCACUCUGCUGCCACAUUUAGAGGAAGCGACAGCAGAAAUAAACCUCACUAAGGAUACAAAGGAACGAGAUGAAGUUCCCACAUCUGAUGCACAAGAGAAACUAGUGUUCGAGGACGAGGGGAAAUCCAAUCAAAAGGAAGACAACUGGAUUGAAGAACAAACAAAAGCGCAAUUACAAAACAUUGCAACAAAAAGUCUAUCAGAGGAAGAAGCCCAGCCAAAUUUGCCAACUCCUGCAGUUGUCCAACGUGACACAGACCAACUCUCACAGCAACAAAAACUUGAAGAUGAUGAAUCAGAAAUGAUUGAAAAUGACAAGACUUGCAUAGCAGAAAAUGAACUUGAAAAAAUGUUGACUAUUGUUGAGGAACCUGAUAAACCUGAAACAGAGGCUAUCGUCAAGAUUGUAAAAGAAGAACAAGCAAACACCCAAACAGAAGGACAUGUGACAGCAGAAAGCAAUACAGAAUUAAGUUAUGAUGUGAAUGAAAAGGAGACAGUAGAACCACACUCCGUAGAGAAUUUAGAGAACAAGGAUGCAAGUGAAAUCACAUUAGAGGAAGAAACAGAUGCAAAACAGUUGACAGAUGUGGAGAUACAAAAGUCAGAAACCAAAGGUGUGCCUGAAGAAGAAGCCCGUCAAUCAUUGUCCACUGCAGUGUCAGUCGAAAAUGAAGCAGUUGAUGGGAAUAGUCAAAAAGAGAUACAACCAGUAGCUGAAUUGAAAGUGACAUCCAAAGAGGAAGCUACGGAUCUCAGUGAGGGAAAUGAACAGAAAUCAGAAUCCCAGCUUACUGCACAGAAAAAGGAGAUGUCAUUCACUAAGAAACAACAUUCAGAGGAAUUGACCGCAGAAAUAAACCCCACUAAUGAUACAAAGGAACAAGAAGAAGUUCCAGCAUCUGAUGCCAAGGUGAAACUAGUGAUUGAGGGUGAUGGGAAAUCUGAUCAUGAGGAAGCAAAAUGGAUUGAAGACCCAACAAAUGCACAAUUAACAAACACUGCAACAGAGAGUCUACCAAAGGAAGAAGUCCAGCCAAAAUUGCCGAUUCUUGCAGCUGUCCAUCAUGAAACACACCAACUCUCACAGCAACAAAAACUAGACAAUGAUGAAUCAGAAGCGAUUGAUAAUGACAUGAGUUGCAGACCAGAAAACAAACAUGACAGAAUGUCCACUGUUGUUGAGGAACCUGGUCAACCUGAAACCAAGGCCAACACGAGCAUAGUAAAAGAAGAACAUGCAGACAACCAAUCAAAAGAACAUGUGAUAGCAGAAUGCGGUGUGCUUGAAGAUGAAGACCUACAAUCAUUGCCUACUACAACAUCAGUUGGAAACGAUGCAGUUAAUGAGAGUUGUCAAGAAGAGAUACAGCUUGAAGCUGAAUUAAUAAUGACAUAUACCAAAGAGGAGCAGAUACCACAAGAAGAAUUCGAUGCAGAAAAAGACACUCCUGAGGAAGAGACAUGCCAACUCAAUGUGGAAAAUGAACAGAAAUUAGAAUCCCAGACUGCAGUAAUGAACAAGGAGACCACAUUCAUAGAUCAUCCAUAUCCGGAUGGAGAAACUGAAGAUGUAAACCCCUCUAAAGAUAAACAGGAACAAGAGGUUCCAUCUUCUCACACCAAGGAGAAAGUGGUGAUCAAGGGUGAUGAAAAUUUUGAUCAAAUGGAAGCAAAAGGGACAGAAGAAGCAACAAAAAUGCAGUUACUAAACACUGAAAUAGAAAGACUGCCAGAAGAAGAAGUCCAGCCAAAACUCCACAAUCCUGCAAUUGUCGAAGAUGACACUGAACAAAUCUUACAGAAACAAACACUUCAGGACAAUGAAUCAGAAGCAGUUGAUACUGCAGACAACGACAUACCCAAAAUCAUAAUUGACAAAAUGUCCACUGUUGUUGAGGAACCUAAUAAACCUGAAACCAAGCCCAACGUUGGCAUAGUAAAAGAAGAACAAGCAGACAACCAAUCAGAAGGAUCAAGCAUGCAAAGUGUGACUACAAAUUUUGCAGCAUCAGAAGGACACGUGACAUCAAAAAGCAGUACAAAAUUAAGUUAUGAUGUGGAUGAACAGAAGAUGGUAAAACCACAAUCCAUUGAGAAUUUAGAGAACAAGGAUGCAAGUGAUAUCACACUAGAGGAAGUGACAAAUGCUAAACAAUUGACUGAUGAGAUACAAAAAUCAGAAAUUGAAGAUGUGCCUGAAAAUAAAGCCCUGCAAACAUUAACCACUGCAGCAUCAUCAGUCAUAAACGAAGCAGUUGGUGAGAGUAGUCAAGAAGAGAUACAGUCAGAACAAGAAUUAGCAGUGACAUAUACCAAAGAGGUGCAGACACUCCAAUAUCAGUUCGAUUUGAAAAAGGACAUUCAUGAGGAAGAGACAUGUCAGCUCAGUGCAGAAAACAAACAUAAAUCAGAAUCAAAAUCUGCAGUGCAGAACGAGGAGACCACUUUCACAAAGCAACUGCAUUCAGAUGGAGAGGCUGCAAAAAUAAACCCCAAUAAUGAUACAGAGGAACAAGAUGUUCAAGUGUCUUAUGCCAAGGAGCAACAACAGAUCAAGGAAGAUGGUAAAUUUGAUCAAGAGGAAGCAGAUGGAAUUGAAGAAGCAAAUAAAGUGUCAUUACUAAACAUUGCAACAGAAAGUCUACCACAUGAAGAAGUCCAACCAAAAUUGGCCACUCCUGUUAUUGCCCAAGGUGACACCAAUCAAAUCUUACCGCAACACACACUGCACAAGAAUGAAGGAGAAGUGGUUGAUAAUGCCAAGAAAUGCAUACCAGAAAAAGAACUUGACAGAAUGUCCAUUGUUGUUGAGGAACAUGAUCAACCUGAAACCAAGGCCAAUGUCAUCUUAGUAAAAGAAGAACAAGCGUACCAUCAAUCAGAAGGAUCAAGCAAGCUGAGUGUGAUUACAAAUCACAUAACUGCAGAAGAACAAGUGCAAUCAGAUAGCAGUACAAAUUUUAGUUAUAAUGUGGAUGAACAGAAGAAAGAAGAAUCACACACAGUAGAGCAUUUAGAGAACAAGGAUACAAGUAAUAUAACAGAAAACAAGGCAAAAGAUGCCAAACAACUACUUAAAGUGGAGGGACAAAAAUCAGAAACCAAAGGUGUGCCAGAAGAUAAAGUGCUGCAAAUAUUACCGAACAAAGCAUCAGUUGGAAACGAGGCGAUUGAUGAGAGUAGUCAAGAAGAAGAGAGACAACUAGAAGUAGAUUUUGCAGUGAUAUUUACAAAAGAGGUCCGGAAACCACAAUAUGAAUACGAUGCAGAAAAAGACAUUCCUAAGGAAGAGACAUGCCAGCUCAAUGCAGGAAAUGAACAGAAAUCAGACUCCCUGCCUGCAGUAAAGAACGUGGAGAACACUUUCAUAAAGCAACCAUAUUCAUAUGGAGAAACUGCAGAAAUAAAGUCUAGUAAUGAUACUGAGGAACAAGAAAAUUUUCCAUCAUCUCAGGUGAAGGAGAAACUAGGGAUUGAGGAUGAUGGAAAAUUCCAUGGGGAGGAAGCAAAAGGGAUUGAAGAAGCAGCUAAAAUGAAGUUACUAAUCUCUGCAAUAGAAAGCCUACCAAAGGCAGAAGUCCAGCCAAAAUUGCCCACUCCUGCAAUCGCCCAAGGUGACACUGAUCAAAUCUUACAUCAACAAACACUUCAGGAUGAUGAAUCAGAAGCAAUAGAUAAUGCCAAGAGCUGCAUAUCAGAAAACAAACUUCAAAGAAUGUGCAUUGUCAUUGAGGACCCUGAUCAACCUGAAGCCAUGGCCAACAUCAGCACAGUAAAAGAAGAACAAGCUGACCACCAGUCAGAAGCAUCAAGCAUGCAGAGUGCGAUUACAAAUUAUAUAAAUGCAGAACUUGUGACGUCACAGAGCAAUACAAAAUUAUGUUACAAUGUGGAUGAGCAGAAGACAGUAGACGCACACACGGUUAGUAAUUUAGAGAUCAAGGAUGCAAAUAAUAUCACAGCAGAGGAAGCAACAGAUGCUAUACAAUUGACUGAAGUGGAUAUACAAAAAUCAAAAAUCGAAAGUGUGCAUGAAGAUACAGCCCCAAAAACAUUAUCAAAUGCAGCAUCAAUUGAUAACGAAGCUGUUGAUGAACAUAGUCAAGAAGAAAUACCACUAGAAGCAGAAUUCGCAGUGACACAUAUCAAAGAGCUGAAGACACCAGCAUAUGAGUUUAAUGCAAAAAAGGAUAUUCCUCAGCAAGCAAUUGAUCAACUUGAAAACAUGAACAAGGUUGGUGAAGAUAUUGAAGAACAUUCUGACCACCGACUAGAAGCAUCAAGCAUGCAGGGAGUGAUUGCAAAGCAUAUCAAUGAAGACGACAGUGAGAUUUCAGAAGGCAAAAUAAAAUCAUGUUAUGAUGUGGACAGAAUGGAGAAUAUUGUAGAAUUACACUUGAUCAAGAAUUUACAGAGACAAGAUGGUUGCAAAAACAUGGAAGAGGAAGCAACAAAUAAGAGACAAUUGACUGACUUGGAGAUACAAAAAUAUGAAACUCAAGGCGUUCCUGAAGAUAAGGCCCUGCAAACAUUACUCAGUACAGCAUCUGCCAGUAUUGAAGAAGUUGACAAAAGCAUUCGACCGACACACACAGAAGCAGAAUUAGCUGUGACAAAUACUAAAGAGGAGCAGAUAUCAGAAAAUGAGUCCGAGGUGAUUAAGGAAGUUUCUGAGUAUAUUUUAAAAAAGGCAUUGCAUCUGCACAAAGUGACAUGCCAAACCAGUGCAGGAAAUGAACAGAAAGAUGAACUCCUACCUGAACAGCACAGCCAGGAGUCUAUACUUACAAAGCAUCCAAAUUUGGAAGGAGAGACCAUAGAAAUAAAACCGACUAAUGAAACUGAAGAACUUGAAAAGGUUCCGGUAUCACAUAUGGUAGAGAGAUUAGAGAUCAACGAUGAUGGGAAUUCCAUACAAGAGGAAGAAAAGGAGAUGGAAAAAGCAGUUGAAAGGCAGUUACUUGAAACUGUAACAGAAAGUGUACCAGAAGAUGAAGCCCAGACAACCAUUCCCGAAUCCACAAUUUUUAAAGGUGAAAUGAUUGAGGGAAACGUUCAGGAACAAACACUUAUGGGAGAGGAAUCAGCAGCAAUAGAUAACAAUAGUGGCACACCAGAAAAUGAACUUGAGCAAAUGGCUAAUGUUGUUGAGACAAUUGAUCAACAUGAAACCAUGGAGAAUGUAAUUACCAAGCAUAUCAAUUCAGAAGGAACGGUCACAACAAAAAAUAGUUCAAAAUCGACUAAUGAUGUGGAAGAACUGGAAAAGGCUCUCAACUCAGACUCUAUAGACAACUCAGAAAUCAACAAUGGUAGAAAAAUCAUUCCAGAGGAAGAAUCUGCUAUGAAAGAAACCACUGAUGUACCUGAGGGUAAAGCCAUCUCAACUUCGUCUAGCAGACCAUCUUUAGGAGUUGAGAUAGUUGAGGAAAGCAUACAUGAAGAAAUACAAAAGGAAGCUGAACCAGCAGUAACCAAUGCUAAAGAAGUGCAGAGACCAGACAAUGAUUUUGUGAAGAACAUGGAAGUUCUUGAGGCAUUUGAUUUACACAAAGCGUCAGGCAACACCUGUGUGGAAAAUGAAAAGAAAGCUGAAGUUCAAUCUGAAACAAAGAGCCAGGAGACCCUGAUUAUAAAGAAUCCAAAUUUAGAAGGACUGGAAACUGCAGAAGCAAGUCCAAGUAAUGAUACUAAUGAACUUGAAAAGGAAACUGAAAUUGCCAAACUCAGAGGUGUCUCUGAAUCAGAAUCUGCAGAUAUCACAGAGAAAACAGACACAGGAAAUCUGGAAAAUCAAGAGGCUGAAACCACUCAAUUAAGCAACACAAAGGACGAUGAAGGAGGAGAAGAAUUCGAAAAAAUAAGCCCAUCAUCUAGUAUCAGUGUCAUAUCCAGGGACUCUCAAGACACUGACACGAAAGUUUCACACAAAAAAUCUCAUGGCAUCCUAUCCGGUGUAGGGUCAAAGGUGAAGCACUCAAUUUCCAAAGUGAAGAAAGCCAUUACAGGCAAAUCUUCACACCAGAAAACAUCAUCACCAAAAGAAACUAAGUGACUUAUUAGACAACUACACGCUGCUGUUGUAAAUAGAAAAGACAGAUUCUUGAAUAUUUUAUUGGGUUUGUUUCUUUUGUUGAGGAAUUGGAUUGAUUUGCUUCAUUGAUGUAUUGUUUGGUUGGUUACUGGUUUUGAAUUAUUAUAUCUUGAGGAGGAUCUAUUAUCCUCCUAACUCAGUGUAAUGUAAUAAUAUUCAUUUUGUUUUAAAGAA